AUGAUGGCUGAGAAAUGUAUGGGGAGCCCCACAAGGGAACAACAGGCACUUCUCGUUGUGGUUUAUCUUAACGCCAGUACAUAUCCCACAAUGGGAAAUGACUCUCAACCAUUUCUUUUAGCACUAAAGGAGGAUUUAUAUGAUAUUAUAUUUGUCGAGUUUAACCACUCCAGAGUGGAAUUAACAGCAUGGGGAGAAACACAAAACGAUAAUAGUGAUAGUGCUAUUGAUAGUUUGCCGGUAUGUAGUAUUUACUGUCUAGGGCAUAAUAAUAAUAAUAAUAAUAAUAAUAAUAAUAAUAAUAAUAACCCUCUCAAUGAUGGAUUUACACAAUCACUACCAUUCGUGGGAAGGAAAGAUCAUGAUGGGGAUGGGAACUGUACCUCUCUACUUCUCUGUAAAUGGAGAAUUGAUAAAUCACUUUUAACGCAUGAAGGUUUCCACUCAAAAUGUCGAGAACGUGUUCGGACCAUUUACGCAUUUAAUUCAAUGGGAUAUGAUCUCAUGGAAGCUAACAAGUAUAAUGAGAAGAAUACAGAAAAGAAGAAGGAGAAGAAAAAAAAUUUCUUCUCACGAUCUUCUCUUGAGUAUCGUAAAUUAACAGGGGAUACACGAGACCUUGUGGGUGUUGGUGGGGAUUGUCAUGAUUUGAGUUUAUUAGAUGAAUCCUCUGCGGCUUCCACAUGCGGUAAAAUCUCUUGUUUGGGUGUGGCGAUGAUUGUGAUGACGGGUCUUGUGGUGCUGGUACUUUUACUUGUAAUGCUGUUUUGUUAUUGGAGGAAACUCUGCGGCUGUUUGUUUGCCAGUUUCUUCUCAGAUGAGAAGAGCAAUCAGGAUGAGAAUGAUACCAGUCCAUCCGCCCCACUUAUUCCUCACGCAUUCUCUCCAGAUAGAGAAGAAGAAGAAGAAGAAGAAAGAGAAAAGAUAGAAGAAUAUGAAGAUAAGAAAAGAUCAUCUAAUGGCAAGGGUAUAGAUUCUUUAAGUGUUCAACGAUCAUUACAAAGGAUAUUAUACGAUAGAUCUGAGAAGAGAGAUAGUUUAAAGAUGAAGGUGCCAAGUACAGGGAAAGUGAAUUUGUUAAACAUGGAUGCCUAUGUGAACAGUACAUCUCAUUAUGGAGUUUCACCGUAUAAUGCUCUUGAUAGAUGUGCACAACCGUCAACCUGUACAGUCUCACGUGGACGAGUCACUGCAGAGUCUCUUUCUUCUGCAGUCACGUACGGUAGCACCAGUAGUAACAGUAAUAACAGUUACACUAGUAAUAGUAAUAACAGUAACAAUAAUAAUAAUAAUAAUAUCAACAAGAGUAAUAAUAGUAGUCGUAAUAGUAAUCAUCAUUAUAAUAAUAAUAACAGCAACAACAGUAAUAACAGCAGCAACAGCAGCAAUAGUAGUAAAUCCUCGCCUGUCCAUCAACUCGAACAGUUAUCGUCCCUCCUGCGGGGAGUCGACAUCUCAAGAGAAGAACGGGAACAACUGCAGCGUCAGCGUUCGUGGCUGAUGGAACACGUUGCAGGCCUCGACUCGCUGUAG
This is a messenger RNA of Trypanosoma theileri, 1533 nucleotides long. RefSeq lists its product as uncharacterized. Lineage: Eukaryota; Euglenozoa; Kinetoplastea; Trypanosomatida; Trypanosomatidae. The record is from RefSeq and is a predicted model, not a curated record. The transcript has a single exon. The coding region runs from base 1 to 1533 and encodes 510 amino acids.